Rhinolophus ferrumequinum (greater horseshoe bat) is the source of this 4276-nucleotide messenger RNA. RefSeq names its product fibulin 2 (gene FBLN2). The record is from RefSeq and is a predicted model, not a curated record. The coding region runs from base 81 to 3848 and encodes 1255 amino acids. Gene Ontology annotation, cellular component: extracellular region. Lineage: Eukaryota; Metazoa; Chordata; Mammalia; Chiroptera; Rhinolophidae. Gene Ontology annotation, molecular function: calcium ion binding. The transcript has 18 exons.
CGCCCCGCGCCGCGCACAGCUCGGGGCGCACGGGCUCCGGACGCACCGACGGGCCCCCGGACGGACGCCGUACCGGACGGAUGUGCGAAGCGCCCCGCGGGCCUCGCACGACAGGGGACCUUUUGGCUCGAGGUGGCACCUGGGCUGGCUGUGGGACCAUGGUGCCGCUCGGGGAGCCUACGGGAGCGCGGCUGGCCCUGGCGCUGGCGUUGGCCCUGGCCCUGGGAGCAGGCGUGGGCGUGGCAGCCCCUGGGCAGGACUGCACGGGUGUGGAGUGCCCGCCACUGGAGAACUGCAUCGAGGAGGCUCUGCAGCCUGGUGCCUGCUGCGCCUCGUGUGUGCAGCAGGGCUGCGCCUGCGAGGGCUACCAGUACUACGAUUGCCUGCAGGGCGGCUUCGUGCGCGGCCGCGUGCCCGCCGGCCAGUCCUACUUCGUGGACUUCGGCAGCACCGAGUGCUCCUGCCCACCAGGCGGUGGCAAGAUUAGCUGCCAGUUCAUGCUGUGCCCGGAGCUCCCACCCAACUGCAUCGAGGCCGUGGUAGCGGCCGACAGCUGCCCGCAGUGUGGCCAGGUGGGCUGCCUCCACAGUGGUCGCAAGUAUGCUGCUGGCCACACGGUCCACCUGUCACCCUGCCGGGCCUGCCACUGUCCUGAUACCGGCGGGGCACUCAUCUGCUACCAGCUCCCCGGUUGCCCUGGAGAUGCCGAGGCCGUGCCCACUGCUACCUCCGGGAACUUCUCAGAUGCCGAGGAGGGUGACACUGAGCGGCACUAUGAAGACCCCUACAGCUAUGACCAGGAAGUAGCUGAGGCAGAAGCGGCAGCGGCCCUGGCAGGCGAGCUCCAGGCAGGUGCAGGGGGCCCUGCUGCUCUGGGAGGCGGGAGCCAGCCACUGUCUGCCAUCCAGGCCACCCCCUGGCUGGCUGCCCUCCCCAGGCCCACAGUGGCUGCUGCCUUGGGUCCACCAGCACCUGUGCAGGCCAAAGCUAGGAGAGUGACAGAGGACAGCCAGAAGGAAGGGGAGGAGGAGAGGGAGGCAGUAGCUGGCAGGGAGCAGCUGGCAGCAGGUGGCGUCAGGGGGCUCGAUGGGCCUCCCACUGUAGGCCCAGCCAGGCCCAGUCUCCCUGUCCAAGAGGAAGGCGCAGAUGUCCGAGCAGGGCCCGAAGAGAACCUUAUCCUGGAUGCCCAGGCCACCCUGCAAAGCACAGGGCAAGCGAGGGCUGGACCUGUGCUGGGGUUAAGCACAGCCAGUGUCCUCCAGCCUCAGGCCACGUCAAGCUCUCCUGGAGACCCGACGAAACCCAGCACCCACAGCGUCCUGACCACAGUUCUCCAUGAGGCAGCCCAGGUCCUACCCACCCUGGAAGUGCCCAGGCAGCCACCGGUUCUGCCCCAUCAGCCAGAGGAGGACACAGACCCCAACUCUGUCCAUUCUGUCCCCAGAGGUGACCCUGAAGUCUCUACGAAGGACCUGAUUGAGACGUGCUGUGCAGCCGGACAGCAGUGGGCCAUUGACAAUGACGAGUGCCUGGGAAUCCCUGAGAGCGGCUCUGAGGGCGACGUCUGCAGGACAGCCCAGAAGCACUGCUGCGUGUCCUACUUGAAGGAGAAGAGCUGCAUGGCUGGUGCCAUGGGGGCCAAGGAGGGCGAGGCCUGUGGGCUGGAGGACAGCGACACCUGUGGCGUCUCCCUGUACAAGCAAUGCUGUGACUGCUGUGGCUUGGGGCUCCGUGUGCGUGCUGAGGGCCAGUCAUGCGAAUCCAACCCCAACCUGGGCUACCCCUGCAACCAUGUCAUGCUCUCCUGCUGUGAGGGCGAAGACCCCCUCAUUGUCCCCGAAGUCCGCCAACCUCCUGAGCCUGAGACCGCACCACAGAAAGUUUCAGAGGCGCAGGUGGGGAGCCGGGAGGCCCUGUCACUGGGCAUGGAAACCGAGCUGCCCAACAGCCUGCCCGGAGAUGACCAGGACGAGUGCCUGCUCCUGCCCGGCGAGCUGUGCCAGCACCUGUGCAUCAAUACCGUGGGCUCCUACCGCUGCGCCUGCUUUCCUGGCUUCUCACUGCAGGGCGAUGGCCGCACCUGCCAGCCAGACGGUGGCCCCCCACGGCCGAAGGCUGCAGAGGAAUCCUCGCUGAAGCCAGACUCCUCCCAAGUGGCCCCCAACACCAUCUUGCUCCCACGGCCACAACCCAACACCUGCAAAGACAAUGGGCCCUGCAAGCAAGUGUGCAGCCUUGUCGGGGACUCCGCCAUGUGCUCCUGUUUUCCCGGCUACGCCAUCAUGGCGGACGGUGUGUCCUGUGAAGACCGAGACGAGUGCCUGCUGGGUGCUCACGAUUGUAGCCGGCGGCAGUUCUGUGUGAACACCCUGGGAUCCUUCUACUGUGUCAACCACACAGUGCUCUGUGCCCAGGGCUUUAUCCUCAACGUGCACAGGAAGUGCGUGGACAUCAACGAGUGUGUCACAGACCUGCACACGUGCAGCCGGGGCGAGCACUGUGUGAACACAGUGGGCUCCUUCCGCUGCUACAAGGCUCUCACCUGCCAGCCGGGCUACGCCCUCGAGGACGGCGAGUGCACAGAUGUGGACGAGUGCGAGCUGGGCACACACAACUGCCAGGCAGGAUUCACGUGCCUGAACACCAAGGGCUCCUUCUACUGCCAGGCUCGUCAGCGCUGCAUGGAGGGCUUCCUGCAGGACCCCGAGGGCAACUGUGUGGACAUCAAUGAGUGUACGUCGCUGUCCGAGCCGUGUCGGGCCGGCUUCAGCUGCAUCAACACAGUGGGCUCUUACACGUGCCAGAGGAACCCACUGCUGUGCGGGCGCGGCUACCAUGCCAAUCAGGACGGGACCAAGUGUGUGGAUGUGAAUGAGUGUGAGGCAGGCGUGCACCACUGCAGGGAGAACCAGCUGUGCCACAACCUCCCUGGCUCCUACCGCUGCGACUGUAAAGCCGGCUUUCAGCAGGACCUCUUCAGCCGGACCUGCGUAGAUGUGAAUGAGUGCUGGACCUCCCCGGGCCGCCUGUGCCAACACACAUGUGAGAAUACGCUCGGCUCCUACCGCUGUUCCUGUGCCUCCGGUUUUCGGCUGGCUGCUGAUGGCAAGCGCUGUGAAGAUGUGAAUGAGUGUGAGGCCCAGCGCUGCAGCCAGGAGUGUGCCAACAUCUACGGCUCCUACCAGUGCUACUGCCGCCAAGGCUACCAGCUGGCUGAGGACGGACACACCUGCACAGAUAUUGACGAAUGCGCGCAGGGUGCCGGCAUCCUCUGCACCUUCCGCUGUGUCAACGUGCCCGGGAGUUACCAGUGUGCGUGCCCAGAGCAGGGCUACACCAUGACUGCCAGCGGGAGGUCCUGCAAGGACCUGGACGAGUGCGCACUGGGCACCCACAACUGCUCUGAGGCUGAGACCUGCCAUAACAUCCAGGGUGGUUUCCGCUGUCUGCGCUUCGAGUGCCCUCCAAACUACAUCCGAGUCUCUGAAACGAAGUGUGAGCGCACCACGUGCCACGACUUCCUGGAGUGCCAGAACUCGCCCUCGCGCAUCACGUACUACCAGCUCAACUUCCAGACCGGCCUCCUGGUGCCAGCACACAUCUUCCGCAUCAGUCCGGUGCCCGCCUUCGCAGGGGACACCAUCACCCUGACCAUCACCAGGGGCAACGAAGAGGGCUACUUCGGCACGCGCCGGCUCAACGCCUACACAGGCGUCCUGUACCUGCAGCGGUCUGUGCGCGAGCCGCGGGACUUUGCCCUGGAUGUGGAGAUGAAGCUCUGGCGCCAGGGCUCCGUCACCAUCUUCCUGGUCAAGAUGCACAUUUUCUUUACCACCUUUGCCCUGUAAGGCACUCGCCUGAGUGCCCUGCGGGGCCCGCAGGACCCAGGGUCCUCCCGCUGGCCCCAGCACCGCCCCCAUACCACCUGCCAGCGCUCAGCACUGCCUGAGUGGGGCCCGGUUACACGGGCAGUUUUUACUCUAACUCUGUAAAGUAACUUAAUUUUGCUGACUGGGUUCCUGGGCCUGUCUUAUGCCCCCACCCCCAUGGGAAGGAGCUUGGUGGCGGGAGGUGUGUGGAAGCUUUGAGAGCAGUUCAAGGUCACUGCCGGUGCCCUGUGGGUAGAGUGGGAGGACCAGAGGCCGGCUGAUGACCAAAGACUGGAAACACAGCGACCACGUUGGGGCUCUUGGACUCAACUGGAUGACCUGUCCCCAAAGUUGAUAUUCCAUUUCACAUUCCACUGUGAUUAGUACUUUACUUUUUAAAAAAAUCA